Molecule: messenger RNA, 1065 nt
Organism: Condylostylus longicornis
Lineage: Eukaryota; Metazoa; Arthropoda; Insecta; Diptera; Dolichopodidae
Gene: Tango14
Product: dehydrodolichyl diphosphate synthase complex subunit nus1
Exons: 2
Coding region: 175-972 (265 amino acids)
Cellular component (GO): endoplasmic reticulum membrane; dehydrodolichyl diphosphate synthase complex
Molecular function (GO): ditrans,polycis-polyprenyl diphosphate synthase [(2E,6E)-farnesyl diphosphate specific] activity
Source: RefSeq, a predicted model, not a curated record
CUGGUUGACAUUUUCAAAAAAUUCAUACGGUGUUGAUAAAGAAGAAAUAAACACAUCACAUCAUUUUAGUUCCUAAUUUUUUUUUAUUUUUUGUUUCAUGAGGACCAUGAGAGGAUGAAAUUAAAUCGACUUGCAAUUCAAUAAGCUGACCCAAUAGGAAAAUUUUUUAAGAAAAUGCUUAAAAUAAUUUAUAAAGGUUUAUGGAUAUUAUUGGUGAUAAUAGCUAAUGUUUAUGAGGCGGUGCAAUGGUUAUUAAUGUAUCUGGACUCCAAGUAUAAGUUAUUAAAGCAAAUAUAUUUUAAUAAUUUAGAUGGUAUUUAUGAAAUCAAAGUAUUAGAAGAAUGCAAAAGUAUUUUAACCAAAAAGCCAAAUCAUGUGUGCGCAAUUAUUGGAAAAACAUUCGACUCUUCCUCUGAAAUUCUAUCAAAACUAGCAGCUUAUGCUUUAAUAUGCGAUAUAGAUUUCAUCAGCUUUUAUGAUACUAAAGAAGAAUUCACUUUGGACCACAUACAUAUACCACAAUUUGUUUCUUCUCAAAAAAUGUCAAAUGGUAGAUUUUUAUGGUCUAUGCCUGCCGAUAAAAAGAGAGUUGGACAGCUUAAAUAUAAAAAUGGUUUAGAUAAAUCUAUACAGGUGGUUUCUUUAUCUUGUAAAGAUGGUCGUCCACUUUUAGCUGAAGUUUGUAAAGAAUUAUGGUUACAAAGGGAUUCAGAUGAAAUAAAAGAUGCUGUGAAUAAUAAAAAUAAAUUAGCUGAUAAAAUUUCUUCAGAAAUUCAAAAAAAAUUAAAUAAUUUACCCGAUCCUGAUUUAGUAAUUAUUUUUGAUAAAAUAAUGUGUACGUAUGGAUUAUUGCCAUGGAAUAUAGGUUUUUCUGAAUUUUAUCAGGUUAAAAAUAGUGAAUUUUUUAAUGUUGAUGAUUUUGCUAAUAUAUUGUAUAAAUAUUCAAAAUGUGAACAAAGAUUUGGUAAAUAAUACAAAAGAAUUACAUAUGUAUAUACAAUAUUGGGUUAAAAUUUUAGUUAAGCUAAGUUAAAAGUAAUAAUAUUCUUUUUAUAUAUAUCCCCA